Cyprinus carpio (common carp) is the source of this 1623-nucleotide messenger RNA. RefSeq names its product chemokine (C motif) receptor 1b, duplicate 2 (gene xcr1b.2). Gene Ontology annotation, cellular component: membrane. Lineage: Eukaryota; Metazoa; Chordata; Actinopteri; Cypriniformes; Cyprinidae. The record is from RefSeq and is a predicted model, not a curated record. Gene Ontology annotation, molecular function: chemokine receptor activity. Gene Ontology annotation, biological process: G protein-coupled receptor signaling pathway; immune response; chemotaxis.
GCUUUGACACAUUAGUAGUCAUUUGUGGUUGGCUGAUUCAGUGUGGUCCUCUGUGUUUCGAUAUUUAAGUCCUACAACAUCAGACGGUCAAGGAAGGAACACAAGACGACAGUGAAGUUUGCUGAGACUAUUUUCCUUAAGCAGUUAUACAACACGGUCAACCAAGACCUUGAGAUGGCGUUCAACUCAAACAGCACCCAUGUUAAUGACUCAUAUGUGUAUGAUGAAGAAUUAAUCCCAAUGUGUGAGGACGACUAUGAAAAAACGACUGGCGUGUGCUACGCCACGAUCUUCUGCCUCAGCAUCCUUGGAAAUGGCUUCCUCGUGUGUGCGCUCACCUGCUACGAAGACCUGAAAAGGGCCACCAACCUUUUCAUGUUCUGUUUGGCUCUUUUCGACCUUCUGUUCACACUGACGUUGCCUUUCUGGUGUGUGGAGCUUCUUCAUCACUGGGUUUUUGGAGAUGUUGUCUGUAAGAUCAUGACCGGGGCCUAUUUUGUAGGCAUCUAUGGAAGCCUCAUCCUUCUCACGGCCAUGACCCUCGACCGUUUUGUUGUGGUUGUUGUCAGAAGUUACUGGUUAACACGGAGUCGAAGGCUCAAAUGUUCAAAGGCUGCCUGCAUUGGUGCCUGGAUCAUAAGUUUGAUUGCUUGUCUGAGAGAUUCAAUAGCCGCAAAGGCACACGAUGAACAUAUCAACAAAUACUCAUGUCAAAGCACCAGUACAGUUGAUGACAACGUCGGAUAUUACACUCAGCUCAUUCUGCUGUUUCUUGUACCGUUUGCCAUCAUUGUUUUCUGUUACACCAAAAUCAUUUUGACCCUCAUGUCAACUUCGACCAGGCAGAAAUACAGGACUGUGAUACUGGUGCUGUGCAUUGUUAUCGCUUUCUUCAUAUGCUGGGGGCCGUAUCAUAUCAUCAUAGUGUUGAUGUCCAUCUAUGACUUUGAUCCCUGCAAACAUUAUCAGCUGCAUGUUGCAUUUAUCGUCUGCAGGAUUCUGGCGUUUUCUCACUGCUGCAUAAACCCGGCGCUGUAUAUUGUCAGAGGGAAGUACAGAAAUCUCGUGUCAAGCUUAUUGUUCUGCUCACCUGAACUCAGGCAGUCGGGGCUCUACAGAGGACCAACGGAUCCCAGCGACUCCAGGAUUCAUCCGUACAUGAAUGAAGGAGCUCGAGAAAAUUGUGAAGUGCAACAAACAAACGACACAUGUAACAAUUCUCAUCCAACAGCAUUCAAAUCACAGGCAGACCUGGAGAACUGCGUUGUUUACUGUAACACAACAAGGAGAGAAGUGCAUCCUCUGUCAACAGUGGUCAUUUAUUCACCUGUACAUUCAUCUGAAUAGGGGAAACAGAAAUGAGAAAUAAACCUAUGUUUGAUUCAAAGAGAUGGCAUCAGCCAUGCAAAACACGUUGAGCAAAUACCAUCUAAACUCUACAAAGUUCAUCAAAUACAAUCAGUCAAAUACAACAUCAUCAACCAUUUAUCUUAAUAUUAUUUGUGAAAUUAUCAAGUCAAGUUACAUUAAAAAAAAUAAAAUAAAAUAAAUUGCGGGAGCACAUUUUACCUACCACCUCUCAAUAUCUUGUGUCCCCCCUAAAAUGAUAUGAGGAUGUUAUAU